GGGUGCAGGGCAGAAGCCCCAGAACCUGAGCUACAGUACUCUGCCUCUGCAAUUCAGAAGGCCAGCUAGCAACUAUGGGAAACUGGCUGUCCGACUGGUCAUCUGACGGGUCUUUGGGGGUGCCCUCCAGGCCAGUGCACAAGCAAGAAGAGUCUAUCCAGGCAAACCUCCAACCCAAUGAAAAAUGUCUGAAGCAGACUGGGGUGACUUUGGUGCCAGCACACAAGCUAGAAGAGUAUAUCCAGGCAAACCUCCAACCCUACGAAGAAUCUCUGAGGCAGAUAGACCAGGAGGUGGAUGUCAUUCGUUGCCUGCUCAGUAUGGGGAACCUUGUGAUGGGAGUGGCUAAGGGUGGCUCCUAUGGCCGGGAAACAGUCCUGAGAGGCUGCUCCGAUGGUACUCUUGUUCUCUUCACGGAUCACUUCCGAAAGUUCCAGGAUCAGAAGGAAUACCAAGAUAAUCUCCUUGACUUGUUUGAACAACAGCUGAAAAGCCAUGAGAAAUACAAGAAAUCAGUAAAGCGUGGAGACGCCCUGGUGGUACAAGUGUCUAAACCAGGGCAGAGUAUACUCUUGCAGUUACUUCCAGCCUACAAUCCUCUGAUCAUAGGCCUCCCGCUGCAAACAGUCUAUCUGAAUCUCAAAAAAUCCAUGGAUGGAGUAGGAGCCUCACCAGGGGAGUUCUCAGACUGCUUCACCACACUGCAGUGGCAGUUUUUCAAGAAAUACCCCAGAAGGCUGAAGGAUUUGAUCCUAUUGGUCAAGCACUGGUACGAACAGUGCCAGGAGAAAUGGAUAAUACCCCUACCUCAGCCAUCAAUGUAUGCACUGGAACUGCUCACUGUGUAUGCCUGGGAACAGGGCUGCCAAGCUGAAGACUUCGACAUGGUACAAGGUGUCAGGACCGUGCUGCGACUCGUCAGUCAACCGACAGAGCUGUGUGUCUACUGGAUAGUCAACUACAACUUUGAGGAUGAGACAGUCCAGAACAAUCUUCUGUGCCAGCUCAAAUCUCCAAGACCAGUCAUCCUGGAUCCAACUGACCCAACCAACAACGUGGGCAAAGGUGUUAGGUUCUGGCAGCUACUGAAAGAGGAAGCUCAGGCCUGGCUAGACUCUCUCAGCCUGAAUGAGUCACCUGCAACAUAUUGGGAUGUUCUGCCCAUGCCACUUUUCAACACCCCAAGCCACCUCCUGGACAAAUUCAUCUAUGACUUCCUCCAGCCCGACAAGGUCUUCAUAGACCAGAUCAAAACAGCUGUUGACAUUAUCUGUUCCUUCCUUAAAGAGAAAUGCUUCCGGAAUUCUGGCACCAAAGUCCUGAAGACUGUCAAGGGAGGAUCCACUGCCAAAGGCACAGCCCUGAAGCAGGGAUCAGAUGCUGACAUCGUAGUGUUCCUCAGCUCGCUGGAGAGUUAUGACUCUCUAAAAAUCAAGCGCUCUUGGUUCGUCCAGAAGAUCCAGGAGCAGUUAGAAGCCUACAUGCAGCCCCUUGAGUUGGAGGUGAAGUUUGCGAAAUCAAAAUGGAAGGACCCCAGGGUGCUGAGUUUUACCUUGAAAUCCAAGAGUCUCAAUGAAAGUGUCGAGUUCGAUGUCCUUCCUGCCUGUGAUACACUAGGUCAACUGCGGUCUGACUCCACCUCCAGGACCUCCAGGACCAAAGCCUACAAGGAUCUCAUUAAGCUGUAUACAUCACAGGACAACCCCAAAGGGGGAGAGUUCUCAAUCUGUUUUACAGAACUACAGAGAAACUUCAUUGAAACCCGGCCCACCAAACUGAAGGGUCUGAUCCGCCUGGUCAAGCGCUGGUACAAACAGUAUGAAAUGAAGAUGAAGCCAAAAGUAUCUUUGCCCCCAAAGUACGCCCUGGAGCUGCUCACCGUGUAUGCCUGGGAGCAGGGCAGUGGAAUAGAUGACUUUGACUCUGCUGAAGGCUUCCGGACCGUCCUGGACUUGGUCAUAAAAUACCGGCAGCUCUGCAUCUUCUGGACAGUCAAUUACAACUUCGAAGAGGAGUACAUGAGGUUGUUCCUACUGACCCAGAUCCAGAAAAAGAGGCCUGUGAUCCUGGAUCCAGCAGAUCCCACGGGCGACGUGGGAGGAGGUGACCGCUGGUGUUGGCAUCUUCUAGCUGAAGAAGCAAAGGAGUGGCUGUCUUCUCCCUGCUUCCAAGUGGGGAAAAAAGGCCCUGUACAGCCAUGGAAUGUGCUAGUAGUACAGACCCCAGGAAGCUGUGGAGCUCAAGUCUACCCCACUGUCGGUGGGGUGUACUAAGUUGGAGUCCAUUCAGCUCUGGAGCAAAACUUCUGGAAGAAGCUUCUAGAGUCAUCUGGCAAAGUGUCAGUUCGUAUUAUAAAAGGGAGCCUGGGUCCAGUCCUCUCUUGCUGGCUCCCAUCUGUCUCCUUCCUGCUUGAAAUCAAGACAUGGGGUUUCCCCCACCCUCACCCAGGGUCACGGAUCUGGUAGUCUGCAGUCAGCAGCUCCAGACUCACCCUGUGUCACCACGGUGAAGCCCCUCCCUAGCCCUUCAUUUCCAUCAGUCCCAACUAGUCCUUACAGUCUUCUCUUGCAUCUUUGCCUCUUUUCCCUGUCCCUGUGGAUACAGAGACGGCCCAUCCAGCCGCUACCCAACCACUUCUCCCUCCACCUCUGCUGUUAAAACCCUUUCUCUUGGGGGAAAUGUAAACAACAUCUACCCCUCUUAAAGUCCCAGGACAAACCAAGGUACAUUUCUACCUUCCCUGAGGCGCCAAGGAGUUGAUUGAGCUUAUCUGCUCACAAGUAAGGGGUUACCGGUAGGACCAUGGGGACCUUCGAAGCUGCCACACUAGAAGGUCUGCACCCAGCUAGGAUGAUGGCUUCCCCGAGGCUGCAUAAAGGGGAUCCCUCCCCUCACCCUUCCUCCUGUAUCCUCUAGCCCCGCCCAGAGACCACGUGCAAUCAGGGCAGAAUAACAUACAGCUGGUUGGGACCAGUUGUUAGGUAACUUGGGCGAGGGUCCCAUAACCUUCCCACCCCACCCCUCUUCCAAGAGUGAAGAUCAACAGUCAGCAGGCCCAGCUGUGAUGUUCACUGAUGAGCAGGCUCAGGCAGACUCCUGAAGAUGGCGCCACUGUGGCUCAGUGAAUAGUUUGCAUAACAUUUUACAUACGGCAAAUGCUGGUUGAUAUCUCUUGCCUCGGCCUUGCCAGCUGCCCAGGGGACCUUCACCCCAGGGCUUUAACUGCACAGAUACACAAGGUCUAAGCCCUUUGCAUCCCCAAGUAAGGUUGAGCCUUUUCUGUCUGUGCACUGAGGACCAUGCCUGGCCCCUGUGCCACUUGUAAGCAUAGAAGUGCAGCAUCCCAGGGGGUGGACUUUGAUGUGAACUCCUUCAUCCAUCUCUGAUGUACGCUAGCCCAAACAGAAAUCCUAGGCACGUGAUUCAAGGAUCAGAACAUCAACCCUCACCCUUCUGCAGGGAAGAGAUGGGGCUGAAGGCGGGGUUCAAACCUCAUGGUCAAUGAUGGAGCCCAUCACCUCUAAGUGCUGAGACCCCACAAAGUCUCUGGAUAAGGAGGUUCCAGGAACUUCUACGCUGAUAAACAUCCCAAUGUAUCAACAAGGUAGAAGCCGACCUCCAUGGGGACAGACACUCCUGGGUCAGCCCCCUCCCUGGGGACUCUGCAUUUAGUUGUUCAUUUGUAUGCUUCGUAAUAAAUGAUGGUUUGGGGUGUA
This is a messenger RNA of Grammomys surdaster, 3716 nucleotides long. It is a transcript of the gene Oas2, whose product is annotated as 2'-5'-oligoadenylate synthetase 2. The coding region runs from base 75 to 2273 and encodes 732 amino acids. Lineage: Eukaryota; Metazoa; Chordata; Mammalia; Rodentia; Muridae. The record is from RefSeq and is a predicted model, not a curated record. Gene Ontology annotation, cellular component: nucleoplasm; membrane; cytosol. Gene Ontology annotation, molecular function: 2'-5'-oligoadenylate synthetase activity; double-stranded RNA binding. The transcript is spliced from 11 exons. Gene Ontology annotation, biological process: regulation of ribonuclease activity; negative regulation of viral genome replication; defense response to virus.